CUAUAGCCACAAUGCCUCAAAUAGAUUUAUCGAUGGUUUUGGCUUUAGUGUUUGAACUAUUUAUGCACCGCGCGUGUUUAAAAAGGUUUGGUUCCAUUUCUGGGGGCUCGAAUAGAUUUGUAUUGAAAACAGCAAUUUCAUUGAAAACAAUAAAAUGUGAAUAAACAAAAACAAAAUGCGUAUCGUCUUAUUCGAUGUGGUACGUGUGUUGGGCAAAUCAACAGCGAACGAUAUACGUGUGUUAACGUGUGCGGCAUACAACGUCGCAUACAUACAAAGAAAACGGGUGAUGGAGCGUAUUGCAUAUACAUGUGUAUGUGCAUAAUUUCAAUGCUGUCAUCUCACGUCAUCAUUUGCAAGACUCAUGUGAUUGUGUAUUUGAAACGACAUACAAAUACACACAGAAAAAAACACAGAAAUCAGCAGAUACAAUCAGCUUAGAAAAUACAUACGAUCGAGAAAAAAACCGAAAAAUUCAACACAACUUUGCGAAAAGAAAAUCAUUCGUUAAUUGGAAUUAUAGUGUGUCAAUGAGUGACUAAAGUGGUUACAUGUAAUACACAAACUCCAAUACAUACACACCGCAGCAGUAGCAGCAACAACAACAACAACAACAACAACAGCAGCAGCUUUGUACAGCUCUCUUUGUUUGUUCGCCUCGUACGAUAUCGUCCGAUUGAUGACAGUUCUGCAGUUGCUUUUUAACGCACUUAUUCAUCGAUUCAACAGAAAGCGAUAAAAAGAUAGAAAACAACAAGACAUUCAGAACGACGGUGCUCGAUUCACAUCGAAAUUGAAUAGUAACAUCGAUAUAAGGUACACACCGUGCACAUCCAGAACAUACAUAAAUAUAUAUAUACAACACUGAGCAGCAACUGAACAAGGAACCCAGGCCAACACAACAUAAUAGUAGUUUGUGAAUAGUCAGCCGAUUAAGUCAAACAGAAACAACAAAAAAUAUCAUCGAGUACGAAUACAAAACAAACGCUCUUCAUUCUAUGUCUCAAGCUUCUCGUUGUGCAUUUUGUCGUGUACAAUUUCACUUAAUUCAUUAGAAAAUUCGAAAACUACGCGAACUCAACAACAGCAAACGACAACGAAUAAAAAGAAAGCGUCUGACGACACAGGCGGCCCAUUCUAUCGUAUUAUUUAGAAUUCAAGUGAAAUUCAGUGUAGUGUGCAGUGUGUGGUUAUUUUUUUCUUGAUCUCUAUCCGUUCAAGAAAUUUCUUUCUGUCGUUAUUUCAAUUUCAAUGCUGUGUGUUCAUUUCCCAGUCAAGUUUGCGCGUACAUAAAGCAUAUGUAAAAAUAAUACACAAAAAUUCGAGACAAAAAAACGUGAAAAACGCAUUGAAUCGUAAUAAGAGAAAAACAGAAAGAAAAACGUGAAACACAGUGAAAAAAAAUCAAAGCAACAAAGAACAACAAGCCACAAAUCUAUUUCUAUUCACAACUUGUUUAUUUGAUUUGGUUCCUGGCUACAUAUUCUCUCACUCUCUCUCUCUCUCUCUCUCUCUCUUCAAUUUCGAUUGUUGUCUGUGUAUUGAGAAGUCAUUUUCUUCAUAAAAGAAAAAUAUUUUCGUUGUUUUGUGCGCUGUGUCGAACGCCUCAACAUGAUUCGCUUCCAAUUCGUGAAUAAUAAAAAUUAAAUGAGCAAUGAGCUUUGCAUAGCAAACACUGUUUGAAAGAAGAAAAAGUGUAAAUCAGCUGGCAUCAACGACUAAGAAAGAAAACAAAUUCGACGGAAAAGAAAAUCAAAGAAAGCAGCUAGUACAGGAAGUCGUAAAGGAAUAGUGUUCAGUGCGAAUGAAGAAGAAUCGCGACCAAGUUUUGGUGUACGGUGUCAACUGUCAAUUACGACACACAUCAAUCAGCGUGUACUCAACAAAUAAUAUUUCAAGUGAUUCCGAUUUCUGAUGGACACAUAGAGACAUAACUUCAUUUUUUGAGUGUGCUGUUAACUCGUUCUUACGCCACCUUCGUUUGGACUUUAGUUUCAACAGUCAGCGUGAUUAUAGAAACUGCGAAAACAUAAAGAGAAACAAACACACCACACACAAAAAAACACACCGCACCGCACCGGACUCAAACGGUCGGGCAAAUUAUUGGCAACGAAUAAUUGAUAAAUAAUUUCUGUGUUUAUCUCGUUGGUCACAUUCGCACUGCUCAGCGGCUCGUUUCUUUUUUUUUGGCAUUCUCACAUCGGUUUUUCACAUACAUGUGCCUUCUAUUUCGCUAGAAAUAUUGUGUGGAUUAUUGGAUAAACGCGACACAAAGCGAGAAUUACACGAUUUAUCGUUUGCCACUGCUGUUGACGCCGUUGCUGCUGCCGUCGUCGUCGUCAUCGCCAUCGUCGCUGCCGCCGCCGCGCUAUUUCCCCUUUAACUUUGUGUGUGCUCUCAAGUUUGACAAUAGUCGACACAACACAAAAAGCUGUGCAACAGUGCUGCAAACAGAAAAAAGGAUCCAUUCGUGAGUAAUCAACCAAUCGAAUAAACGUGGAGCAAGACAAGGCUCAGCCAACAACCACGAAAUGAAUAGUCUGCUGAAAGCAUUCAAAGAGUUUUACAAUGAAAUUAAUGGUGCUACAUUAACGGGUGCAAUCGAUGUGAUUGUGGUGGAACAAGGCGAUGGCAGUUUUGUCUGCUCGCCGUUUCAUGUGCGAUUCGGAAAAUUGGGCGUUCUUCGGAGCCGAGAAAAGAUUGUUGAUAUCGAGGUUAAUGGCGAACCGGUUAACAUUCACAUGAAACUGGGCGAGAGCGGUGAAGCGUUUUUCGUACAAGAAUGUCCUGAAAAUGAUCUAGACGAAUUGCCCGAAAAUUUGGCCACAUCACCGUUGCCAUCUGAAGAGUACGCAAAUAAAUACAAUGACAGCAAUGAAACGGACGAGAAUAGCAGUAUUGGUGUGAAAAUUCGACGAAAUUCAACCGCUUCGUCACCAAGUGAAAAAGAAAAAGUCUACGAGAAUCAACAAUCAGACUAUAAAUCAAGACGGUACAGUGAAAAAGUGCUAAACCGUCGCAAUGUUAGUGAAACAAAGUUGGAAUACACAACGGAGCAGAUUCGUCAAGAAUUGGCGGAGAAAGAGGCUUUACUUAAAUCGAAUGAAUUGAUAACCGAGAGCAAUGAAACAGAGGCUUCACAGAAUACGACCUCGGAAGCAACGACCAUUGCCGAAGAGCCACAACACGAACAUUUCGACGCUGACCAAGUUCAAGACAGUAAAAUUGUACAAAACGAUGAGAUCUCGGCAAAUGCAGACCAAAAAUUGAAUACCAAAGAAAGUAGUGAGCCACGUGCCGACGCAGCUGACGAACAACAAGCAACGACCGGUACAAAGGAGCCGACCGAAUCAAAGUCCAAAAAGAAGCGACGAAAGAAGUCGAUGAUGAAGAAAAAAUCAUCGCUUACCACAUCAUCCAUGUCAGCACCCAGUUUGAAUACGAAUAGCAAUGCAUCACGAAAGAAUUCGUCAAGCAGUAGCGCUGGCUCGGCAUCGAUCGUACCAUCUGAUCAAUUGGACUUUGACACCGAUCCAAAUCAACCGUCGUCGAAUGCAACAUCGUUGUCGAUCGACGAUUUAGCGAAAUCGGAAACUGCUGUCACCGCAAAUGACAGUUUUACUGAACCAAAUAACAUUCAUCCGGAAACAAUGGAUACACCCAGAAUGUGUGAUUUCCAUUUCUUCAGUGAUACAGAGGUGGCAGCAAGUCCAUACGGUUCACGACCAUCAACACCCAUUCAAAGUGAUAGCGAAUUUGAGAUAUCACAACGUGAGAAAAACUCAGAUCCAAUGACCAGUUCGACGGCAUCGUGGAAAUGGGGCGAGUUCCCGAUUACACCAAUCAAAACCGAUGCAGACAGCGUUGGAAGCAAAGACGCCAAACAAGCGGAACGCAAUUCAACGUUGAAUACCAUGUUGAGUUUCAUGAAAGAAACGAUGCGAAUGCGCAAGAGUACAUCCGACGGAGGCGUUUAUCUAUCUGAUUUAAUGAAUACGGAAGGCUUAGAUCCGGAUGUGGUUGCUAAAUAUUUUCCAGCGCCAAAGAAUGCAUCCGAUUUGAAUUUGAACGAUGGUGAUGACCAUGAAAGUGGAAACGGAACAUCGUUGCCACACAGCCCCAGCUCCGUUGAAAAUGGCGUCUCAAAAAGUAUUGCAUUUGAUUUUGAUCAUGAUGGAAAACUGUACGAAAAAAAUGUGAUUGCCCUGUCAUUAUGCGGUGGAUUGGAUAAUGGUGGACCAACCGACGAGGAAUUCGAACAUCAUCUCAUCGAAUAUGCGGAUGUGUGCCAGAACCCAUCAAUUUUCAUGUCACCGUUGCUAGUUGUUCGUUUGUGUGACAAAUAUUACAGUUGGGCAGCCGCCUCUUCGAUCGUCAUGACCGCUAUCGCUUAUCGCAAACCAUUGACGCAUGAUGCGAUUGAACAAUUGAUGAACGCAAACAAGAUGGCCGAUACCCGAAAAAGUUCUGUAACAUCCAAAAAUGAUUUGGAUGAUUCGCAAGAAAAAGAUUCGGAAAAUAAUCGUCGAAAUGCAAGUGGUUAUUCAUGGUGGAAAUGGCGUCGUUCGACUGAAAGUGCGGACAAAAAGUCACCACCCAAAGAGAUCCAGGACAGGAAAGAGUCGCGACAAAGUGUUGAACGCGUCGAUGAUAUGAAAGAGAUAAUUAACGAUUUAGAUAACAUGACAAUAAGUGGUUCAACCGCACCAGAAUCCAAAGCUGACGAUAAUCAAAUGGAACUGCAAGAGGUAUCUUUGCAAAAUCUAAGCAUGGAUAAUACUGAUUCAGUAGCUAAAAAUGAUGAUUCGAUCAGCUCCGAACUGGCUGAUGUAAGCAAAUCAAGUUUCUCUAGUGAGAAAUACCGUAAGACGCUACGACUAACGUCAGAACAAAUUGAGAGCCUUAACCUAAAGCCCGGAAUGAAUGAGGUGGAAUUCAGUGUGACGACUGCGUAUCAAGGAACAUCUCGUUGUAAAUGCUAUGUAUUCCGUUGGAAAUCCACUGACAAAGUGGUGAUUUCCGAUAUUGAUGGCACCAUCACCAAGUCAGAUGUGCUCGGCCACAUUUUGCCAAUGGUGGGAAAGGAUUGGGCACAGCUUGGCGUAGCCGAACUCUUUACGAAAAUCGAAAGAAACGGUUACAAGCUGCUGUAUUUGUCGGCGCGCGCAAUCGGUCAAUCGCGUGCGACACGUGACUAUCUGCGUUCGAUUCAACAAGGAAACGUUAAACUGCCAGACGGUCCAUUGUUACUGAAUCCAACGUCAUUGAUAUCGGCUUUCCAUCGCGAAGUCAUCGAACGCAAACCGGAGCAAUUUAAAAUUGCAUGUUUGAGCGACAUAAAAGCAUUAUUCCCAGAGAAUCCAUUUUAUGCUGGUUACGGCAACCGAAUCAAUGACGUAUGGGCUUAUUGCGCCGUUGGCAUUCCGGUCAUUCGUAUAUUCACGAUAAACCCAAAGGGCGAAUUGAAACAUGAAUUGAAUAAAACAUUCCAAUCGACAUAUCAUAGUAUGGCUUAUAUUGUCGAUCAACUAUUUCCACCAGUCAACGAUCGCGAGGAAUCGGUGGAAUUUUCUAGCUUCAAUUUUUGGCGUGAACCGGUCGUUGAUAUCAAUUGUGAUGAUAUCCUGGAUGCGAACGCAUCACCCUCCAGUUCGAAUGCGAAAAACGAUGUGCCACGCUUACAACGCACACCACCAACACCGGUCACCGAAAAUGAUCCAUCGAUGCCAACCAUUCCGGAAAAGGCAUAAACUCAACACUCGCACGUCAACACGACGACACACAGUCUCGAUGAUUGAUGCAUUAAGGCUAAAGCUAAACCGAAAAUUAAACAAAACAAAAUGAAAAAAAAGAGAAUAAAAGGCGUCAUAUAUUCACUUGAGAGCAAAACAAAAUUUAUAGUUGGUAUUUGGCUAAAAUGUGCAAGACACAGAUACACACAGCGCAACGCUUGAAAAUUCAAACAAACAAAUAAUGCAUAGCACGAUUUUAGAGAUAUUUAUUCGGGUUCAUUACUAUUUAUUUCAAAUAGAAUACAGUAAGAAAAAACAGAGAAGCAGAAGACAAACUACAAAGAAAAUAUACGAAAAUAUCAGUUUCGAAACGUUUUUAUGUUGAUUGAUCGUCACACAACACACGAACAAGUGUGAAAUGUCUUCUCAAGGUCACAUAAAAUCCUUCUUUUCUACGUAUUCUUUGAAGAAACAAUAAAAAAUCAAUAAAUGCUUUUAGUACUUUGUAUCUGCGAUCUGCAUACAUAUUUUUUUUGGUUGCUCGAUGAACCUGGUGGCUUUCUUUGUUACGCGUUCUAUGAACAUUUUAGAUGACAAAUAUUUCGAAAUUGACUGAAAUAUGAAAAUGAAGCUUGAAUGUGGUUCUAUUCCUUAUCAUCAUUUGUUGAAAAUAUAAAGAAAACAAAAAUAUAUUUAUACAAAAUUAAUAGAACUUUUUGUGAUUUUUGAAAUGAAUCUUAAACAAAAUUCUUUCAUCAUUUAUCCCCUUUAGUUUAUGUUCCCGUUUUUUUUUCUUUAUUUUAAUCAGGCGGCUUCUGUUAAUUAUUACAUAUACUUAGAUAUUUUAGCGGUUUUUAGCAACACACGAAUUACAAUUUAGAUUUAUAUUUUUUAUUAAAUUAUAUUUUUUUUGCGGGAAAAUUUGGUUAUUUAUUUUACAUAGAUCUUUUUUUUUACUUCAUAUUAAAUAAAUCAUUACAAUUAAAUCAGGUAUUUAUUUUUAUGUGCUUGUGUUUUAUUUGAUUACAUUUUAAAUUUAAUCUAAAUAGCAAGAAAUUACCGAAAUACAUUGAUAAAAUAAAGAAAUUUAAAA
Sitodiplosis mosellana (orange wheat blossom midge) is the source of this 6825-nucleotide messenger RNA. It is a transcript of the gene Lpin, whose product is annotated as phosphatidate phosphatase LPIN3. The record is from RefSeq and is a predicted model, not a curated record. Gene Ontology annotation, cellular component: nucleus. The transcript is spliced from 8 exons. Lineage: Eukaryota; Metazoa; Arthropoda; Insecta; Diptera; Cecidomyiidae. Gene Ontology annotation, molecular function: transcription coactivator activity; phosphatidate phosphatase activity. Gene Ontology annotation, biological process: positive regulation of transcription by RNA polymerase II; cellular response to insulin stimulus; triglyceride biosynthetic process. Bases 2532 to 5750 code for a protein of 1072 amino acids.